CACCAGAGGAGAGUGGGAUACAAAGAUAUUCAGCUCUUGAGCUUCACAGAUUAGCGGACUAUAACUGCUCAUCGUGAGUGGAUCCAGAUCUGCACCUGGUGCCUUAAGGAUAAAAGAGAAGGUCAACAAAUGCAUGAAACAGCUGAUCAGUUAAGACAGUGUACCCAUCCUGAGAAACUGUUGUUACCUAGAUGAAGCUGGCCUCUCAUAAUACAAUUAAGACCAGACAACGAAGAGAGGGGAGAGAAGAAGCGAUCUUCACCACGAAUGAAGGCGAGAGCUGAGACCAAAGAACAGGCGUUGCUUUCUGCUUUUAUUUCCUGUGCAGGAUCAGACUGGUAACUGGGGUCAAAGUGUGAAUGAGGUUCUGACCCUCACCUGCACCCACGGACAAACACUUCAGUAGAAUUAAAGAGAGUGUCAUGAAAGGCUUAAGUCUCAGCCGGGGGCUGCUGGUGCUUCUGCUCCUUUGGACUUUGCCAGCCUUCACUGAUGCGGGCAGCGCUGGGAGCGCAGAACGAGGAGGAUCUGGAAGAGGCCAGAGGAGAGGAGGAAGUGGUGGCAGUGGAGGAGAGAAAAGGAGGAAGCUGCACCGCAUCCAACACGGCCAGUGCAGCUACACCUUCAUCCUGCCGGAGCUGGACGGGUGCCCUGGCGGAGGAUCGCCGUCACAGACGCAGCACUAUGGAGGCUUUCGCAGCGAGCCGGGUGUCGUGCAGAGAGACUCUCCCCCUGCUGACGGCGAAUGGUCAGCUCAGAAACUGCAGCAGCUGGAGAGCACAAUGGAGAAUAACACACAGUGGCUGCAGAAGUUGGAGAACUUCAUUCAGAAGAACAUCAGGCGUGAUGUUGCUAACAUGCAGUCGCAUGUUGUUCAUAACCAAACAGCCACAAUGCUGGCGAUCGGCACAAACCUGCUCACACACACAGCGGAGCAGACGCGCAAGCUCCAUGUGGUGGAAGCAAAGGUGCUGAACCACACGUCUCAGAUGGAGAUAAAGCUUCUGGAGAAUUCGCUGUCCACCAACAAGCUGGAAAAGGAGCUGUUACUGCAGACUUCAGAGAUCAGCCGGCUGCAAGACAAGAACAGUCGUUUGGAGAGUAAAGUUCAGAUGCUGGAGUCUCAGCAGCAAGGCGAGCUGGAGGACAUGAGACAGGAGAAGAACAGACUUCAGUCCAUCAUCAGGACUCAGAUGGCAUCCAUCGAGUCUUUGGAGAGGCAGCUGAGAGUUGCCAGCAGCAACAACACGGCCCUGCAGAGACAGCAGACUCAGCUGAUGGAGUCUGUCCACACGCUCAUUAACAUGGUGGCUACUACUACAGCAGCACCUCCCAGGAGCCAGGUGUGGAGGGACUGUGCGGAUGCUUACAGGGCCGGUCACUCUGUGAGCGGCCUCUAUCACAUCUACAUCGGCAACAGGACUGAACCUGUGCAGGUGUACUGUGACAUGGAGACGAGUGGUGGAGGCUGGACAGUCUUCCAGAGACGGUUUAAUGGCAGCGUGGACUUCCAGAGGAGCUGGAGGGAAUACAGAACGGGUUUCGGGGACGUGUCGGGGGAGCACUGGCUGGGUAAUGAAGUUUUGUACCUGCUGACCAGUCAGGGCAUCUACUCUAUGAGGGUGGAGCUGAUGGACUGGGAAGGAAACUCCGCCCACUCCCAGUACGACCGAUUUAUUCUGACCAGUGAGCGACAGCAGUACAGGCUGUAUCUGAGAGGUUACAGCGGGACAGCAGGAAGGCAGAGCAGCCUCACCAACCACGGCACCGGCUUCAGCACCCGAGACAAGGACAACGACAACUGUGAACACUGCAAAUGUGCCAUGAUGCUCACUGGAGGUUGGUGGUUUGAUGCCUGCGGUUUCUCCAACCUGAACGGUGUGUACUACACCAUCGGCCACAACAUCAGGAAGCUUAACGGCAUCAAGUGGCACCACUUCAAAGGUCCCAGCUAUUCCCUGCGCGCCACCUCCAUGAUGGUACGACCCUACGACUUCUAACGGCACCCCUCCGCCUCCACCCAUGACCUCUGACAACAAAGCUUAAAAACCACGCUGGUACGGCCCUUCAGCUCCUCCAAAAUGCCUUCCUGAUGGCUUCUACCUUCAGCACCAUGAUGGUGCAGCCCUAGAACACCUGUUGGAUCUAAAAUGGUUCAGCCCUGAACUUCGGAAAUCCUUGACUCUAAAGUUGGUUAAAGCCGUGUGACUCGUAAUGAGGUGAAUGAGGGUGGAUCCUGUGAAAAAAUAGGCUUGUUUGAAAUGUGAUUGUCAUUAAAUCAGGUGAUAAUGGCACACAGUUUCAGACAGUCUGUCCUGGAAGCCACGUGGCUGAGACGUGGGUGGGAUUGCUGCUUUUGGGUUGGAACAGGUACAGACAGGUAGCAGACAUGGCAGCUUCACGGUACUUUCCUGUAUGACCUCUGCAGC
This is a messenger RNA of Archocentrus centrarchus (flier cichlid), 2429 nucleotides long. RefSeq names its product angiopoietin 4 (gene angpt4). Bases 423 to 2000 code for a protein of 525 amino acids. The record is from RefSeq and is a predicted model, not a curated record. The transcript is spliced from 10 exons. NCBI's taxonomy places the organism in Eukaryota, Metazoa, Chordata, Actinopteri, Cichliformes, Cichlidae.